Molecule: messenger RNA, 270 nt
Organism: Cetraspora pellucida
Lineage: Eukaryota; Fungi; Glomeromycota; Glomeromycetes; Diversisporales; Gigasporaceae
Source: the annotation of a GenBank genome assembly
AUGUCUUCAUACAAUUCUCGUACUGCUGUUGCAUCUGGUUCUUUGUAUCGUACAUCAAGUAGACGCAUUCCACCAAACCAAGAAGAACUUUAUUCUUCUUCAGAUGAAUAUCUAGCAUCUUUAGAAGCAGAAAAAAAUGAAUUGUACAACAAAUAUUUUGAUAUGUACAAUGAGAUUAUUGGUACAAUAGAAAAAAAUAAUAGCCAUCUUAUUUCUAUAAUAGAAAACAAUAACAAAUUACUUCAUAAUAAGAUAGCACCAAUCAUAUAA